AUGGUGGGCGGGCCGCGACCGAGCGAGCCACCGGCGUCCAACCUCGGGAGCAUCAGCCUCAACGAGUCCAUGUUCAAGCUCAGCGAGCUCAUGAAGCUCCACGGCGUCUUUGAGCAAGACUCGGCGCUCACCGAGAAGCAGUUCGUAUCGCACUUUGGCUCGAUCCUCGGCGGCGACCACUGGACGCCGACGCAGAUCUCGCAGCUCUUUAUGAAGAUCGACGCCAACUCGGACGGGACUGUGGACUGGGACGAGUUCACGAACUUCAUGUUCCUCAACGCCAACGCGACCAAAGACUCGUCCGCGACCUCGACCGCCGCCUUUCUGCCCCGCGACGACUAUGUGGCCGAAGAGACGCCCGUGACGACCCACCGGGCGCGCGACGUCUUCGUUGCGAUCGAGACGCUGCCACGCAGCGGCCAGUACCUCGCGUGCACCCACGGCGGCGUCAUCUCGACGUUCGCGCCGACAGCGCUGGCGGCGCCGCUCCAGUCGUUCAAGACGGCGAGCGCUCGCAGCAAGUCGGACUGGAUCUCGAGCAUGGUCUAUUUGCGCGUGAGCGGCAAGGUGGCUGUCGCGUCCAUGGAGGCUGGCGUCGUCUUCUACGAUCUCUCGACGCCCGACAAGAAGAUCGUGUCCAAAAUCCCAUUUUCCGAGUUGGAGCAUGCGACGCCGCUGAGUUUGAGCACGAUGGUCGACGAAGGGAGCAUGCGCGAGAGCCUCUUCAUUGGCGACGACGUCGGCUUCGUCACGCAAAUCGUUUUUGACGAGCCGACGACGUGGCACGUGUGCGACGGCGAAAUCGGCUGCCACAGCGACCCGACGCUCGACGGCUGCAAAAUCUCACGCGUCGAGCGUCACACCGACUACAUUUCAUGCCUCGAGUUUGUCUCGGACCUCAACUGCCUCGUCUCGGCGUCCCACGAUGGCUCGGUCAAGGUGGUGGAUAUCACACGGGGCGCGCUCAAGCGCGACUUUCGACAGCACCGCGGCGCUGUCUACUCGUUUGCGUGGUGCAAGGAGCCCAAGCUCAUCGCGAGCUGCGGCCUCGAGCGUCAAGUGCUGCUCUGGAGCCCGUACUCGAUCCGGCUCGUCGGUCGCCUCGUGGGCCACACGUGCUCGAUCAAACAAGUCAUCUGGAAUGCCGCGUCGUACAGCCUCUUGAGCCUCGGCUUUGACGGCCUCGUGCGCGUGUGGGACGUGAAAAACUGCAAGUGCAAUCAGGUCAUUGAAGACGCCUCGCACGAACGCCACAAGGUGAGUUUGCUCGCGUUCGACGCCCGCUACAAGCACUUGAUCACGGCGUCGAGUGCGCUCAACGACUGGCCCCUGCACCCGAUGGUCGGCGUCCAAGAAGCGCUGCAGCCGCACGAGCAUCCCAUCUGCAAGAUCCUCUUCGAUCCCUCGUUCCAGCAAGUCGUGAGCAUCGACACCAACGCGCACGUUGUGCUAUGGAACCUCCUCGACGGCUCGAUGAUUUCCAACUUUGACAUCUCCGACUCGACCAUCACCGCCGCCGCGCUGGACGAGUCAGGGCGUCGGCUCAUCACGGGCAGUCACGCCGGCGACGACGUCAAGCUAUGGAACUUCAGCAACGGCAGUCUCCUCACGACGCUCAAGAAAGAGAAGGAUGACCACCAUCUUGACGCCCUCCUGCGCUUUAACCGCGCCGAGCUCGACGACGACGCGGGCCGAGUCAAGCUGCCGCCGAGUCUGCACACACAGAGCGUGCACGUGCCCCGCGUGCCCCGGUGCAUCGCGCCAAAGUCGAACGAAGUCACAAGCGUGCUCUCCAUCACAACGUCGAUUCCGUUCUCGUCCGGGCGCGGCUUUACGCAGUCGAAAUACAUUGCGUGCACGGGCUGGGACCGCCGCGUGUACGUCUGGAACGACUCGAACGCGACCGAGUACCUCCGCUGCAUGCCCGAGAAGAAGCGGGCGACGGGGCACACGGACGACGUUCUGUCGCUGACCUAUUGCCCGCCCAAGAGCAUCGCGACGGGCGGCGUCGACGGCUGCGUCAUUCUCUGGGGCCUCAACUCGGGCGACGUCAUGCACAAGUUUCAAUUCUCGAGCGGUAUCGAAGCGCUCAUGUACCCGCCCAAGCUCGGGCUCCUCGUUGGCGUGACGACGAACGCGACGCUCGUCCUCAUCAACCCGCGCCACACGGUGGUGCACGCGACCGUCGACCUGCGGGAAGACGACGCCCUUUGCGAAGUCCGCGUCGCGCGCUGCGACGUCGAUGGCGAGCUGCUCUUCACGGGUCUCUCCAACGGACUCGUCCAGGUGUUCCGGCUCACGUGCCUCCCACUUUUGUGCGUGGAGAAC
Saprolegnia parasitica CBS 223.65 is the source of this 2328-nucleotide messenger RNA. RefSeq lists its product as hypothetical. The record is from RefSeq and is a predicted model, not a curated record. NCBI's taxonomy places the organism in Eukaryota, Oomycota, Saprolegniomycetes, Saprolegniales, Saprolegniaceae. The annotation marks the transcript as partial. The transcript has 7 exons. Gene Ontology annotation, molecular function: protein binding; calcium ion binding.